Ilyonectria robusta is the source of this 300-nucleotide messenger RNA. RefSeq lists its product as uncharacterized. The coding region runs from base 1 to 300 and encodes 99 amino acids. The record is from RefSeq and is a predicted model, not a curated record. The transcript has a single exon. Lineage: Eukaryota; Fungi; Ascomycota; Sordariomycetes; Hypocreales; Nectriaceae.
AUGCACUUCGCCAGCGCAACCUACGUCCUCUCUGCACUCUCCGCUUUAGCCAGUGUGGCAAGUGCCUCCAACAUGACUUGGCAAAUUCAGAUCUUCACUGAAACGUUCUGCAGCGAUGACAGCGAGACGGGCGACUGCAGGAGUGAGGGCACGAAGGACUGCGAAAACAUCAACACCUUCAACAGCCCCACGUCGGGCAUCAAGGUCGACCUCAGCUCCGAGGACGAUUGCCGCACAGUCGUCGCCUACACCGAGCCGGACUGCCUGCACAAUGGUAGCUGGGCCUUGAUGGAGCGUUGA